Molecule: messenger RNA, 2342 nt
Organism: Paramisgurnus dabryanus
Lineage: Eukaryota; Metazoa; Chordata; Actinopteri; Cypriniformes; Cobitidae
Product: dnaJ homolog subfamily A member 1-like
Biological process (GO): protein folding; response to heat
Molecular function (GO): ATP binding; Hsp70 protein binding
Source: RefSeq, a predicted model, not a curated record
AACCGGAAGCAGAUAGAUUCGAGGUCUAGUGGAAGAUUCUGGAAGUCUCUUCUUUCUAUACGGAGACAUAGGACGAGAAGAGACUUCACAAAAUUUCACGAUUGACCUGUUUUGUGGCAACUAUGGUAAAGGAGACUGGUUUUUAUGAUAUGCUGGGUGUAAAGCCCAAUGCCAGCCCUGAAGAGUUGAAGAAGGCCUAUCGUAAAUUGGCAUUGAAAUAUCACCCAGAUAAAAAUCCAACAGAAGGAGAAAAGUUUAAACAGAUUUCCCAAGCAUAUGAAGUUUUGUCAGAUGCCAAGAAGAGGGAAGUGUAUGACAGAGGGGGCGAGAAGGCCAUUAAAGAGGGAGGAAAUGGAGGGCCAAGUUUUGGUUCACCCAUGGACAUUUUUGACAUGUUCUUUGGAGGAGGGGGGAUUCACAGGGAAAGGAGAGGUAAAAAUGUGGUGCAUCAGAUGUCAGUGACUUUGGAAGACCUUUAUAAUGGAACCACAAGGAAACUGGCUGUCCAAAAGAAUGUCAUCUGUGGAAAAUGUGAAGGUCGUGGAGGCCGUAAAGGAGUGAUUGAAGUGUGUCCCUUAUGCCGCGGGGUGGGUGUACAGGUCAGGUUACAUCACUUAGCACCUGGCAUGGUACAGCAGAUAUCAACAGUCUGCGCUGGUUGUCAAGGGCAAGGCCAGCGCCUCAGUCAUCGUGACCGCUGCAAAACAUGCGCUGGUCGCAAGAUACUACGACAGAAGAAAAUUCUCGAGGUGCACAUUGAUAAAGGUAUGAAAGAUGGACAGAAAAUAGUAUUUCAUGGGGAGGGGGAUCAGGAACCUGGCCUUGAACCUGGAGACAUCAUCAUUGUCUUAGACCAAAAGGCACAUUUAUUGUUUACCAGACAAAGAGAAGAUCUAUAUGUGACCAUGGAGAUACAGUUGGUAGAGUCAUUAUGUGGUUUUCAAAAACCCCUUAAGACACUGGACAACAGAACUCUACUUAUCACAUCCCAUCCAGGGGAGCUGAUCAGACCUGGAGAUAAGAAAUCUGUUCUGAACGAGGGAAUGCCUAUGUACCGCCGACCAUUUGAAAAAGGCAGACUCAUCAUUCUUUUCAAUGUUGUUUUUCCUGAGGAGAACUUCCUCCCGAUGAACAAGCUGAAGGAACUAGAAAGGUAUCUACCAGAAAAACAGGCGAACACUGAGCCCGAUGGCAUGGAUGAUGACCUCUAUAUCUAUGCUGACCUUGAGGACUGUGACCUGACCCAGGAGCGCCAUCAUUACCAAUUUAUUGAGGAGGAAGACUUUUACGCCCCUGGAGGUGUACAGUGUCAAACCUCAUAAAGGUUCUUAUGCCUUUAUCCUCUCACAUACACAAAAGCUACUUCUGAUGCAACAAAAGAUGACAUACUAGACCAAAAGGAAGAAAUGUCAUCGCCUCUCAACUACAACUGUGCCUGAAAUAAGACCUUAUACUGCCGGGCUCUUGUGGCUACGUUUACAUGGACAGUUUUUAAACCUGAAUGGGAUCUUUCAGGUUGUUGAUUAUAUAUGUACUGUUUUCAUGAAGGAUAAAUAAAAUUGUGUAUGUUUUUAUAUGUCCCAAACAUACUUCAGAUUAGAUCUUCUGACAUGGUUCACUAAACAAAUCCUCAAGCAUCCCAGUGGACCAUUACCCAACCGUUUACCUCUGCCAUUUUCUGUUCCUGUGAAUGGUUUAUCAAAAGGUUAUAUCAGGGUUAUAUACCCUUUUAUCCGCGCUGAUAGUUUUUCCCACGGGAACAUGUUUGUUUUUUUUUUUUUUUUGACUGAGCUAUUAGUCUGAUUAAAAACAAACUGCUACCGUCCAUGUAAACGCUGCUAUUGUUUGGAAAUAAUAUUUCGUCCAAAACGUGUGCACGCAGUUAAAACGAAGAGGAUAUCAUGGCACAAAAAAAACCUUGGAGGGUGAGUAAACAAUUUUUGGGGUGAUCUGUGCUUUUAAAGUUUUGAGACUUGGUGCCAUAGAGUUUCCAAAAAGAGGGUUUGUGGAAAUGAUGUAGCAAUUGAAAUUGAUCAUUUAGAGGUUAGGAAGGUUGUGCCAUAAACAAAAAAAAAUUCUCUUUCAAGAUUGAUUUACUUUGAAGAUCAAAUUUUCAUCACUGGUUUGACAAAACAUUUGUCGUAGUAUAAUGUUUUUUUUUGCUGGUUAAUUGUGCAGUACAUGUAAGAUAAUUUGUUGAUAUUGAUGUUAUUUUGCUAAUUAUUGCCAGUUUGUAAAACGUUUUUGUCAAACUUUAACUAAUGAAAGCUGAAGUACCUCCUCAAUUGCAUUAAAAUGCAUUCAAAUUGGAGGUGGUUGUAAUAUAAAAUAAAAAUGGUAGA